UAAGUGCUUUCGAUUGUGGGCCACCUCCCCCGAUUAAUGGACGUUCCAAAAGCGUACGGUUUGGAAACAGAUACGCAACAGCAUCGUAACGUGGUGAACCGGAUAGUGUAAUGAAUGUGAUUAAGUUCAAACUUCCGGUUAGCUUCGAGCCAAAGUGCAAGCUGUACAGUAGCCGGCGCAGGAUUCCUCGGAGCGCCCACACUACACCGGACACGCUUUUCAGCCUGUGCGAGCUAAUGCUUCGGAAGCUUCUGGGCAGUCGAGUUCCGCGCAGAAAGUUCUGGCCCACCGUGUUGUCCCUGCUGCCCGGAUCUGAGUCACGUCGGAUCGGUGUGCGGCACCAGGUGGAGUGUCCACAUGAUUUUAACAUCCAUCUUAGGUCCAGCGUAAACUAUGCCAAUCAUUGGAACCUGCUGACGGAAGCUUUGCAGCACGAGCCACGGUGGCCACGGAUACGCAUCGGUGAUCCAGCACGCAACCGGAUCACCCGCCUCCACCAGGACUACCCAUCGCAGCACAUUUGGCAGAUCCGACCCUAUGACAUGCUGACCAGCGCGUUUAUAGUACGCACAGCGGCAAAGAUUGCGUCACUGGAACAGCAGCGCACCCUGGGCAGGUUCCGACCGGGACGAACUGCGUCCUCUUUAACCACUACCACCAUUACCACCACUACUACGUCUACCUCAUCCGUCGACGGUUGA
This is a messenger RNA of Anopheles merus, 701 nucleotides long. RefSeq lists its product as uncharacterized. The transcript has 3 exons. The coding region runs from base 111 to 701 and encodes 196 amino acids. NCBI's taxonomy places the organism in Eukaryota, Metazoa, Arthropoda, Insecta, Diptera, Culicidae. The record is from RefSeq and is a predicted model, not a curated record.